Molecule: messenger RNA, 3451 nt
Organism: Astyanax mexicanus (Mexican tetra)
Lineage: Eukaryota; Metazoa; Chordata; Actinopteri; Characiformes; Acestrorhamphidae
Gene: gpr161b
Product: G protein-coupled receptor 161a
Exons: 6
Coding region: 215-1801 (528 amino acids)
Biological process (GO): G protein-coupled receptor signaling pathway
Cellular component (GO): membrane; recycling endosome
Molecular function (GO): G protein-coupled receptor activity
Source: RefSeq, a predicted model, not a curated record
CCGCUCCAGGCUCGUCCUCUUUCUCCCACCGCCGACCCACUCACUGCAGAACGGGGUUCUCUGCGGGGCGGCUGGUGGAAAAAACUUCGGGACGAGGACAGAUAGAAGCUUCAGCACAGCGAUAAACAUGUGUCGGCUUUGGAAACGGUCGGACUGGAGGAUGGGUGAUGGUGUUAAACCUCUUUUUUGAGGAGGUACAUAGCAGUGUCCCACUAUGAACAGCAGCAGGAAUGGGACAAAUGGCACAGGGGUGGGGAAUGCCACUGGGAGUCUGGAUGCGGAGGGGACGGUGGUGUUGGAGUCAGCCUCCAUCAUAGUCAUCGCCUUAUUCAUAUGCGUUGGGAACCUGCUCAUCGUGGUGACGCUCUACAAGAAGCCCUACCUGUUGACACCCAGCAACAAGUUUGUCUUCAGUCUGACGUUUUCCAAUCUGCUGCUCUCUGUGCUGACGCUUCCCUUCGUGGCUGCCAGUUCCGUGCGGAGGGAAUGGAUGUUUGGUGUGGUGUGGUGCAACUUCACAGCCUUGCUGUAUCUGCUGGUCAGUUCAGCUAGCAUGCUCACACUUGGAGCCAUUGCCAUUGAUCGGUAUUACGCUGUGUUGUAUCCUAUGAUCUACCCCAUGAAGAUCACAGGAAACCGGGCCGUUGUAGCAAUUGUUUACGUCUGGCUUCACUCCUUGGUGGGCUGCCUGCCGCCUCUCUUCGGGUGGUCCACGUUCGAGUUUGAUCGCUUCAAGUGGACCUGCACGGCGGCCUGGCACCGAGAACUCAGCUAUACUGCCUUUUGGAUCACAUGGUGCUGCCUGCUUCCCCUGGUAGCCAUGCUAGUGUGCUACGGAGUUAUUUUCCGUGUGGCUCGUAUUAAAGCACGGAAGGUGUACUGUGGGACGGUGGUGGUCGCUCAAGAGGAGUCCACAUCUCAGAAGAACGGUCGAAAGAACUCAAACACCUCCACCUCGUCCAGUGGCAGUCGCAAGAGCCUUGUGUACUCAGGCAGCCAGUGCAAGGCUUUUGUCACCAUCCUGGUGGUAAUAGGGACAUUCCUAGGCACCUGGGGUCCUUAUGUGGUUGUGAUUGGGACGGAGGCGUACUGGGGAAAAGACUGUGUUUCUCCACGGCUGGAGACGCUUGUGUCCUGGCUAUCCUUCACAAGCGCAGCCUGCCAUCCACUCAUCUAUGGCUUGUGGAACAAGACUGUACGCAAGGAGCUGCUGGGCAUGUGCUUCGGGGGGCGCUACUACAGAGAGUCAUUUGUAAUACGUCACCGUACGUCACGGCUCUUUAGCAUCUCCAACCGAAUCACAGAUCUAGGAAUGUCUCCUCACCUGACGGCCAUGCUGGUGGGUGGAGGGCAGCUUCUGGGUCCCAGCAGCAGUACAGGAGACACUGGCUUUAGCUAUACUCAAGAUUCUGCUACAGAUGUCAUGCUACUAGAUAACUACUCAGAAGUCUCCCACUCUACACACUACAGCGGAGUUAAGAGAAGAAGCUCUGUCACGUUUGAGGACCAAGUGGAGCAACCUUGCAAAGGUGACAGCCAGACCGUCCAUGUCACUGCGGACAUUCACAAGUCUCUAGACAGCUUUGCACUGUGUCUGGCCAAGGCUAUAGAGAGUGACGCAAAGCUGCAGCUUUUCGGCGAAAACCCAACGAUCCCCAGCAAUCUGCUAAUCGCACGCCCCUCACAGCGAGGGCCUCGCUACCUUAAUGGACAAAGACUUAGGAUGGAAAGCAUAGAUGAAGGUAUAGUCAAAGAUAAUGAGCAGGAAGAUGAAGAAAUCACCCAGGAGUGCUAUGUAUAGUGUCUUCGUCUACUGCACAUCAAAGUACAGUAUGGAUUCUGCUCACUGUGCAAAUUGCUGCCUUAUAUUGUACAGAAUGUACCUAAUCGUGUACACACAGGUCCUUUUGUAUAGUUUUUGUAAUUCAUCAGCAAAGGAAUAUGGAGGUUUAUAUUGGUGAAUAUGGUACACUCUGAGUUUAAUCUGGUGUGAACAAGCAUCCUUUCCUGGGUUCUCAGGAAAACGUCUCUGUAUGAGUAAAAAACAGGAAUGUAUUCACCUGUUCCCUCGCUUAAACGUUAAAGCAAAAAAACGGAAGACUUUGAAACGUGGUACUCUGCCCAUAUGCUGACCCUUUUCUUACAAGAAAAUAAUGACCACUAUAUUUAGCAGUAUUUUUAUGGUAUAGAAUAAUAUUCCUCACAUACUGUAUAUUAGGAUCAAUAUUAUGCUAGAUUCUUGUAUUAUUCUCUUUUGUAUGAAGAUCCCAUAUGCUAGCUAUUCUUUAAACAGUUAAUAUUGUAUUCCUGUUUACAUGCAAAGACUGUAAUGUUCAGCCUGGAGGAGUAUGGUACCAGAAAGAUGACGGAGUGUAUAAAAAAAAGGCUGCCAUGAGGUGCAGUAUUCUGACCAGUAUGUGUAUGUGCCAAUAUGGAUGUAACUUUGCAAAUGUGUACUGCUUGGAAUAGAUACAUGUAGACCAACUGAAAUAGCCCAGCAAUAGAUCUUGUGAGAUUUAAUGCUUUAAAACAGUCAAAAAACAGUAGCUCUGUACUCCAUUCAGUACAGAACAGUACUGUGCAAAAGCCAGAGACUGACUCACUUUCAUUUUCUCCAAAAUUCAGUCCUAGAUGCUUCAUGCUUCUUCUGAAUGCAUUUUAAGAUUUUGCUGUUUGCAGUAGGUUUAAGUGGUUGAAGUUUCAUAAUCAUCCAAGAAGCGUCUCAACACUUAUUAGCUGCCCCAAAUUGAAAGUCACUGCCCUAAAUUAUACUAUAUUUAAUUUUUCAUAUAGUCAACAGCCUUAUGGCUAUAUGGCGUAAUUUAUAUACCAAAACUAUUUAAGGACAUGUAUUUUUAGAAGCAAUGUAGUUAUUGUUGUAUACUUUUGUAACAAUAUACAUUUGUUACAGUAUUAUUUCAUAUAGUCAGAAUUUUUACAGUCCAUCUAAUUUAGGUAAUAAAAUAUUGUUACCUAAUUGUUACCUAAAAUUGAAAAAAUGCAGUUUAAAAAAUGCAUUAAACGAAAUCAGAAAUGUUAAUAUAUGUAACAUCAAUCACAUGUUUUGACUAGAAAGUCUCUGACUUGUGCACAGAACUGUAUAAUAAUUGCACUUGAAAAUAUAUGAAGCCUCUGAUGUACGGUACUGUUUAUUGUGCAUGCCUUUUUGCCCUCAGUGCGUGCCAACUGAAACAAAGAGGUGUGCAAUUUUACAUUCAAAGAAUUCCUGUGGAAUGUUUUGGAAAAUGCAUUGUGAAUCAAGUUUUAUAUCUAAAUCCACCAAAAUCAAGAUUUGUGGUGCUGAACAAAUGCCUUUGAAACAAACCAAUGCCAUAAAGAGAUUGGAGUUGGGGAUUUCUUGUAAUGGUUUAUUGCGAUCCAAAAAAAACAUUUUGCUUAUCCAUUUCAAAUGUAAUAAUAAUUAAAUCCUUUUAAAAGGUACUUUUCAAAA